Messenger RNA from Fimicolochytrium jonesii, 1612 nucleotides. RefSeq lists its product as uncharacterized. Bases 423 to 1478 code for a protein of 351 amino acids. Lineage: Eukaryota; Fungi; Chytridiomycota; Chytridiomycetes; Spizellomycetales; Powellomycetaceae. The transcript has 3 exons. The record is from RefSeq and is a predicted model, not a curated record.
CGUUGACUCGUUGAAAGACAAGAACUCCUACCACGUUUUCGGUCCACCGCCGACAUGAAGAGAUACGGAGGGGCGUCGACGUGCAUCCUGCUGCCGGUGUUGGCAGGAUUAUUUAGCCAGCCACAAGACGUUGCGGCGGAGCUUGGUAGUUGCAGCAACUUGGACUCUUCCUCGUUUGCUUCUGACAACGUUGGUAAGCGGAAAUAUUGAUGAGGGGUUUGCAUCCCUCUCCCGGCUGCUGUUGCGCUGUCUUGUGAACACGUCGAUGGCCAUCCAUCCUGCGAAGUUGCUCUUGGUUUGGUGCUCAUUGACUUAUCCUUGACGUAUGACUUUUCCAAGUGAAUGGACGUAGCUGGCAAUCGGCAAUCACGACCCGCAACGGGUUUCAAUACGCGACAUGGUGGGCUGCCAAUCGAACGGCCAUGGUCGGCCGACGCCGAUUGAAGCCAACCGGAGCUUGGGAAGUGGCUGCUCUGAGCUACUCUCUCCCUGAUGACACCUACCUCCGCGACUCGAGGAACGCCAUCAGUAUGGGGAUCUCACCCUCCGAUGAGCGGAUCCAUCUCGCUUUCAACAUGCACGACAGUGAGCUAUUUUACAUUGGCAGCCAGAGCGACAUGACGUCCGUUGCUGGUCAUUCCUUGUCGUGGGGAGGGCAUCGAUUUGGUAUUAUGAUCAACAAGUUGGCUGGGACGCCCAUUGAAAGCGUUGUCGCGUACCCUCAAUUUCUUGUUAGUCCGACCAAUUAUCUGCAGAUGUUUUACCGAGUUGGGACAGUGGUCCCGCCGGAGUCUACACCACCUCAGGCAAAAGCAGCAGUGGGCCUCGAUCCUUCUUCCCAUCUGGCCCAGCAUAUGCGCGGGCGGCUUAUCCAACGAAGGACGUACUUUAUCCAGUCCGGCGACCUCGGCCGGAACUGGAAUACCGUGAAAAACAACCCCGUCGCGAAAACCGGCAGUACUCCCUCCUUGGCUGUUGACGAUCUGUACGUGAGAGCAGACGACGUUGGCAUCAACCAAGCCAUGAUGAAUUCGGAAUCCAUGGUCGUCACGAGCAGCAAGAGUUCAACCCUCCCGUUCACUCUCGUUUCCCACGUACCAUCGGCGUCACUUUCGUGUUCGACGGAUUGGCAGAACGAUCGCAUAGCGUAUGGCAGAAACUACUUGCUGAGACGCGUGUCCGGGGGGUUCAACAAGACGCUGAUUGAUUUCCCGCUGAACGGAUGGGGCACAUCCCAUCUCGUCCUCGACAGCAAGGACAACGCGUACGUGAUUUACAACGACCUGCGGGUGGUUCGCGGCUCCAAGGCGUCCGGUUGGCUGACCUGGACGCUGUUGUCGGAUUUCGGAAGCGAGCUUGGAUACUCCUCUGCAUCUUAUGCCAUCGACAAGUCGCGGUCGCAGACGGAGAAUGUCGUGUCGCUGCUGUUCCAGAUGCCGACGGGGGUACGGGUGAUUGAUAUAGUGCUCAAUCCUUGAACGAAGUGCACUAUAAACUGCUGUAGCACGACCCUUUUUGGUAGCACAGGAACGUUUUGGUAGCAAAGUCCGCAGCCCUGUUUUUCUCGAAUAAACUAUACGGCUGCAUAAACCCCUUGCUGAAUGCUAGUCGA